GACGUUUGCAGUGGACUGGAGGUACCAGCAGCAGCUGUUGGAGAGGAGGAUGGAGGAAAGGACGAAGGAUCUGGAGCGAGACAUCGCAAACUUUCAGCGGCAGCUCGAGUCCCAGACGGCUCAGCUGCAGGAGAGGAUGAAGCGCAUGAAGGGCAGGGACGACGACAUGGAGCAGGACCUGAGCAAGAGGAUCGACAAGGCGAAGGAGGAGAGGAGGAGGGUGGAGCGACUGGAGGAGGACGUGUGGGGCAACUACUUGCAUGCCAAGUCAGCUCUGGCUGGGCUGAAGGAGGACACGAAGGAGAGGGAGCAGAGCACGGACGCAAGCAUGGCGAGCCUGGAGCGGGAGCUGAACAACAACCAAGGAGCAGCAGACAGCAUCACCCGCAUCCAGCAGACGCUAGCGGCCCUUAAGACAAGGAUCAACGAGCUAGCACGUGGAGUUGGUGUGAAGAGCGACGGGCUGAGGACGAAGGAGGCAGACGCGAACGAGCUCGGGGAAGUGGCGACUGCCUUCCUGCGGUCAGAGCUGGAGCGACUACAGAGGCUGCUGGACUCGUCGGUGAACGAGAGGAGGAGGAUAAGGUCGCAAGCAGAAGGAAGCAUGAGAGACUUCCAGCUGCGACUGGAGAAGUUCCGAGGAGACUUGCGGCAGAUCAACGCGACCUGGAACGCCUACGACCAGCCGUGAUGACUGCAAGUGUCUUGUUAUUGUUUCGAUCCCAGUCGGCGGGUCGUCGAACGGCUCUCUCUGCCUUGACUUACUU
Molecule: messenger RNA, 767 nt
Organism: Guillardia theta CCMP2712
Lineage: Eukaryota; Cryptophyceae; Pyrenomonadales; Geminigeraceae
Exons: 1
Coding region: 50-691 (213 amino acids)
Source: RefSeq, a predicted model, not a curated record